Messenger RNA from Rotaria sp. Silwood1, 3378 nucleotides. The record is from the annotation of a GenBank genome assembly. Lineage: Eukaryota; Metazoa; Rotifera; Eurotatoria; Philodinida; Philodinidae.
AUGAUGUUUGAACCUCCUUUAACGAUUUCAUCACCGUCGGAAGCUCAAAUCGUGAUUGGCGCCUUCUUUUCCUUACACAAUCCUCCAACAUCACAUGGAGGUGGUCGAUUACGAGAAUGUGGUGACAUUCGUGAAGACUAUGGUAUUCAUCGAGUAGAAGGCACAUUCUGGAUUCUUGAUCAAAUCAAUGCAAAUCAGUCCAUAUUACCAAAUAUUACUGUAGGUUAUCAAAUUCGUGAUUCAUGUUGGUAUGCACCUGUUGCUCUUGAACAAACUAUUGAAUUUAUUGGUAAAUCAGUAUUAAAUGUUGGAGAUUUAAUUGCAACUUCUAAUGGAAAUCGAGCUCAAUUAGCUGCUAUUAUUGGUCCUGGUGAUAGUUCAAUUACCAUGCAAACACAUAAUAUAUUACAAUUAUUUGAAAUGCCACAAAUUGGUUAUUCAGCUACAGCUAAACAAUUAAGUGAUAAAGAAAAAUAUAAAUAUUUUACACGUGUUAUUGCAUCAGAUACUCAACAAGCACAAGCAAUUGUUGAUAUUAUAAGACAAUUUCAAUGGAGUUAUGUUGCUACUAUUGGUACUGAAGGUGAUUAUGGUCGUGGUGGUGUUGAAGCUAUUCGUCGUUUACUUAAUAAAGAUGCAUGUAUUGGUGCAGAUUUAACUAUGCCCAUUGGUGCAAAUAUAACAGUUGCUAGUCAAUUAAUCAAACAACUUGUAAUUCGGGCACCUCGUGCACAAGUUCUUAUAUGUUUUUGUCUUGAUCAUUCGAUUCGAGCUAUUUUACAAGCAAUAAAUGAAUUAAAUUAUACACAACGAUUUAUUAUUCUUGCUAGUGAUGCUUGGGCAGAUCGUCUUAAUGUAAUACCAAACAAUACUGAAACUGUAGCAUUAGGUGCAAUUACGAUUAAAGCACGUUCAUUACGUGUACCCGGUUUUGAACAAUAUUUUCGUAAUUUACAUGUAUAUAAUAAUACACGAAAUGUUUGGUUUCAUGAAUAUUGGCAACAAAAGUUUGCUUGUACAUUAAAUGGUUAUGCUAAUAAUUCUACUCGUCGACCAAAUAAAUAUCCUCGAUUAUGUACACCUGAACGUGAAAGUCUUAAGAGAGUACCUUAUAAUGAAGAUCCAAAACUUGCAUUUGUUAUUAAUUCCAUAUUAGCUGUUGUACAUGGUCUAGAUAAAAUGCAUAAACAAGUUUGUAAUGGAACAAGUGGUUUAUGUCCAGAUAUGGCUCGUAUGAAUUCAUCAUUAUUAAUGCAAUUUUUAAAAAGUAGUCGAUUUACGGGAAUUACUGGCGAAGAAGUAUUUUUUGAUGAAAAUGGUGAUGGUCCUGGAAGAUAUGAUAUAUUAAAUUUACAAGGUAUUGCAGAUGAUUUCGAACAUCAUCUUCAUUAUGUUCAAGUUGGAACAUGGAGUACAGGAAAAUUAACUUUAAAUACAUCAGCAAUGCGAUUUUUUUCUGAUCAACGUCCAUUAGAACAACUGAAUGUUCGUCGUUUCUGUAGUGAAUCUUGUCAAAGGGGUCAUGUUAAGAAAUAUACAGAUGACGAAAAAUGUUGUUGGAAAUGUCAUUCAUGUGGUGAUGCUAUUGUACUGGAUGAAACGACAUGUUUUACUUGUCCACCUGGAUUUUGGCCAAAUGAGGAUCAGACAGCUUGUGGUCUUUUACCAAUAACAACAAUCAAUUUUCGUCAUCCAUUAUCAAUUAUAAUAUGUUUCGUAGCUGCUGUUGGUAUACUUAUAAGUUUUUUUGUUGUUUAUAUAUUUGUACGUUUUAAUGCAACACCAGUUGUUAAAUCAACGACACGAGAAUUAAGUUAUUUAAUAUUAAUGGGUAUUUUAUUUUGUCAUUUAACUGCAUUUGUUGUUUUACAAAAACCAUCAUUUAUUAUAUGUGUUUUAACACGUUUAUUACCUGGUAUAUCAUUUUCAAUGAUAUAUGGUUCAUUAGUAACAAAAACAAAUCGUAUAGCACGUAUAUUAGCACGUAGUAAAAAGAAAAUAAUAACCAGACGAUUAAAAUUUAUGAGUGCAAGACAUCAACUUGCCAUAGCUUGUUUUAUACUUGUGACUGAAGUAACUAUUGUUGCUGUUACUGUUUAUCGAGAUCCACCAAAAGCUGUUCUAAUUGAAACAGGAGGACGUUUAUUACUUACAUGUAAAAAAUCACUUCAAGGUAUUGUAGCUCCACUUGGUUUUGAUGGUCUUCUCGUUUUUUUAUGUACACUUUAUGCUAUUAAAACAAGAAAUUUGCCAGAAAAUUUUAAUGAAGCGAAAUUUAUUGGUUUUUCAAUGUAUACAACAUGUGUUAUAUGGUUAGCAUUCGCUGCUGUUUAUUUUGCUAUUGAUGUUAAAGUUUUUUCAUUAUGUGUUGCAACCAAUGCCAGUGCUUAUGUUGUACUAAUAUUUCUCUUUUUUCCAAAACUUUAUUUAAUUAUAUUUAAACCAGAAAAAAAUCAACGAAGUGCAUUUGCAACAAAUAAAGAUAUUCGUUGUCAUUUUGGUUCAUCAACAACAUCGAAAAGUGACAUGUCAUCUUAUCGUUAUAGUGAAGGUUCAUCAUUAUUUCGUAAAUCAGUUUUACAUCGUAUUCGUUUUGGUAAUACAUUACGAUUAAAAGCAGAUUUUCCUAAUUCAGCUGCAUCAUCAUUACGUACAAAUGAUUUUCCUGGUAGUGAUCGUCGUCCAUCACGUUCUCUAUCAGCUUAUCCAGAUCAAUGGCUACAUCAUCAUCAUCAUCGUCGUCUAUCAAAUACACCUCAAUUACCAAUAGCAACAGCUAGCGCAGAUGAUUUAUCUUAUCAUACAAGUAUCCUAACUCAGAAAACAUUAGAUAAUAUACCAGCAGCACUAGUGAUAGAUUCACCUAAUGUUCCUCAACCGCCAAUACCACCGGCAUCAGUUUUAUCACCAUCUUCUCUAGCAACUUCAGCUAUUAUCACUGAGGUAGAAAAUCAUGAAAAAUCAUCAAUCAUUCCAGAACAACAGCCACAACAACAACAAUCGUCAAUAACACAUUUACCCGAUUGUAUUUAUGCAACAAACCAAUCGAACACAGUGAAUUCUAUCGGACCUCAUGAUUGUAUUCGACAACGUGGUAAAAGUAGACGUGGAAAGACUCGUUCAGAUUCAAAUAAUGAUUUAACAUUUUCAAUGAAAACAACUGAUAUUGAAAGUGAAUCAUCAAGUGCAUGGACAAAUGAAGGUAUAGGAACACAUCCUAUACCACCAACAAUAACAAAUCCUGAAUCUGUUUGUGCAUGUCAAUUACUAUGGCAAUUAGAAAGAGAAACAGAUAGUAUUGAUAAGUUUAAAUUAUUUUUUAAACGAGAUCAUUUAAAUGUCGAUUGGGAUUAUGUACAAGGUUCGAGUGAAGUUUAA